CUCGUCACGGGAGCAACCGCUGAAGAACACCUCAGGAACCUUGAAGCCGUGUUUUGUACACUUCAGCAGAAAGGUGUUCGCGUCAAGCGUGAAAAAUGUGAAUUUUUCAAAGAAAGCCUGCAGUAUCUGGGGCACAUUAUCAGCGAGACCGGCGUCAAGCCAAGCGAGGAAAAAGUUCAAGCGUUGCUGCAUGCCCCAGCGCCUACUAACAUCGCACAGUUGCGUUCACUGCUUGGACUGAUAAAUUACUAUGGAAAAUUCACGCCACGGCUAGCAACGCUGGCAAAGCCUUUCUACAGGUUACUACAGAAGGAUGCUCCCUGGUGCUGGAAUCGGAAAUGUCAAGAUGCCUUCCAAGCCAUCAAGGAAAUCUUGUCUUCGACGGAGGUGCUGGCACACUACGACCCGGCACGCCCGCUGCAGCUAUCCUGCGAUGCGUCUGCGUAUGGUCUCGGCGCUGUGCUGUCGCACGUCAUGAAAGAUGGCACGACGCAGGGAACUCACAGUCCACGAGCGGUGCCUGAUGCAUGGAAUGAGAGUCGUCGUGCCCCCGAAACUUCAACAGCUGGUCCUGGAGGAGCUACACCAGGGACACCCAGGAAUAGUGCGGAGCAAAGCACUCGCCCGAAGCUACGUAUGGUGGCCCUCCUUGGAAACGGACUUGGAGAACCAAGUGAGACACUGCACGGCAUGCCAACAGCAGCGCCACAUGCCAGAAAAGGCACCAUUGCACCCUUGGUCAUGGCCGACACAACCGUGGUCACGGGUACAUGUAGAUUUUGCGGGCCCUCUUCGCGGUCGUAUGCUACUAGUCAUUGUAGACGCGCAUUCUAAAUGGCCGGAGGUUUUUGUCAUGACGUCUACCACCGCAGAAGCGACGAUAACAAAACUGCGCGAUUUAUUCGCUCGGUAUGGGGCACCAGAAGCUCUGGUUAGUGACAACGGUGCGCAGUUUACAUCGUCCGAGUUUAAAGAGUUCCUUAAAGAACAGGCAGUUCGACAGGUUCUCACUUCUGCAUAUCACCCCAGCAGCAAUGGACUCGCAGAGAGAUUUGUGCAAACCCUAAAGAACGCACUACGAAAAGGCCCUGCAACUGAAAGUAUGGAGGAAACCUUGUCAAAGUUCUUAAUGACAUAUCGCAACACUCCGCAUGCGACGACUCAAGAAACCCCAUCUUUUCUUUUUUUGGGUCGUCGGCCACGAACACGGUUGGAUGCACUGAAGCCGGCUCUGGAUCGUACUAUCCGAGCACGUCAGUUUGAACAGACUUCACGGCGCAGGGGUGCUAACAGUGUGUUCGAAGUGAACGAUGAAGUGUUCGUGCGUAAUUUCAGGAGCGGCCCCACAUGGUUCCACGCAACAGUACUGCAGCGGACGGGACCAGUGUCCUACGUGGUCAAGGUGCGGACACCGGAUGGACUCCGCACUUGGAGGCGACACAAGGACCACCUGCGCUCAGCGUCUACUGCAGUGACAGCGCCGUCCCUUGUGGGGGAGGACGAUACCGACACCAUCUAUCCUGCGUCUGAAGCCGACGUACCACCUCCGUCUACUGUCUCCGCAAGACAAACGGUGCCCGUCACCCCCACUAACGCUGCGCCUCGGCGAUACCCACAACGCCAGAGAAGACCCCCCGAUCGCUAUGAAGCCUCAUGACGUUCCAAAUUGCGGUGGAGGAAGUGCUAGAGGCCGCUGCCGUUGCUAUCAGCAGUACGCAUAGUACUGACGUCACCGGGCGCUCUAUAAGAAGAGCACCGUCAUACGCGCAG
Messenger RNA from Ixodes scapularis (black-legged tick), 1770 nucleotides. RefSeq lists its product as uncharacterized. The record is from RefSeq and is a predicted model, not a curated record. Lineage: Eukaryota; Metazoa; Arthropoda; Arachnida; Ixodida; Ixodidae. The coding region runs from base 482 to 1657 and encodes 391 amino acids. Gene Ontology annotation, molecular function: nucleic acid binding. Gene Ontology annotation, biological process: DNA integration. The transcript is spliced from 2 exons.